AUCUCUCUUUUUAUUGUCAUUAUAGAAAACCUAGAAUAAACUCUCAGUUGGUGGCACAACAAGUUGCCCAACAAUAUGCAACCCCACCACCGCCUAAGAAGGAGAAGAAGGAGAAAGUGGAAAAACAAGACAAAGAAAAACCUGACAAAGAGAAGGAAAUUAGUCCAAGUGUUACAAAGAAGAACGCUAACAAGAAGACUAAACCAAAGUCAGACAUUGUGAAAGAUCCUCCUAGCGAAGCAAACAGCAUACAGUCUGGGAAUACUACAACAAAGACCAGCGACUCAAAUCACACUUCAAGACCCAGACUGAAAAAUGUGGACAGAAGUACCGCACAGCAGCUGGCAGUCACAGUGGGAAAUGUCACAGUAAUUAUCACAGACUUUAAAGAAAAGACUCGCUCUUCUUCCACGUCGUCUUCUACAGUGACCUCCAGUGCAGGAUCAGAACAACAGAAUCAGAGCAGCUCGGGCUCUGAGAGCACAGACAAGGGCUCGUCCCGUUCCUCCACGCCAAAGGGGGACAUGUCAGCAGUCAACGACGAAUCUUUCUGAAAAUUGCACAUGCAGUUGUGGAAACUAUGAAUCAGGGUAUGAAAUUCAAACACUCCACCUGCCCAUGUUGUUCACAUCCUGGAGAGCCUCUUCUGUGCUUGAACACACACACUUCUUGGACAUCGAUCUCUUACUGAUGCAACCAGGAUAACUUCUGCUUGCCGUGGGCAUCUGGCCACCAAGGAAUUUCUCACCCUGACGAUUACUCUUGACACUUUUAUGUAUUCCAUUGUUUUAUAUGAUUUUCCUAACAAUCAUUUAUAAUUGGAUGUGCUCCUGAAUCUACUUUUUUAUAAUAUCUGCUGUGCACAAUUUUCCAUGAACAUUACAACUUUUUGUUUUGGGGUAGGGAGCGGGUGGGGAGGGAAGGG
Molecule: messenger RNA, 925 nt
Organism: Nestor notabilis (Kea)
Lineage: Eukaryota; Metazoa; Chordata; Aves; Psittaciformes; Psittacidae
Gene: RYBP
Product: RING1 and YY1 binding protein
Exons: 3
Biological process (GO): positive regulation of DNA-templated transcription
Cellular component (GO): nucleus
Molecular function (GO): DNA binding; transcription coregulator activity
Source: RefSeq, a predicted model, not a curated record